CAAAAAUUUGCAAUCUUCCUGCAGUAGAGUCCCUCAGCUACACCUGAUUAAUUAAGAAUGAGUGAGAUGUCUGCUCAUCAACAACUUCCAUCCUUAGCUGCUGAACGUCGUCGUGCAGACUAUCAUCCUAGUGUGUGGGGAGACUUUUUCCUCUCAGACGAUGCUUCUCAAGAAAGGAUGGACUUUGAUGACACGUCAAAGCAACAAAUUGAAGACUUGAAGAACGAGGUGAAGAGGAUAUUUGAAGUUGCUGCUUCCGAUGAUAACCGGAGAGAGCUAUUAAACUUGGUCAAUCAUACUCAACGUCUAGGCAUCGGUUAUCACUUUGAGAAAGAGAUUGAUGAAGCUCUGAAGCAAGUUCACGAGAGAAGCAUCGAGUCUGUGGAUGGUCCAAGCUUUGCCAGUGAUCUUUACACCACUGCCCUCAUGUUCAGGUUGCUAAGGCAGCAGGGUUACAAGAUAAAUAGCAGUGCGUUUAGCAAGUUCAAGGGUCCGGACGGAAACUUUGAUGAGUCACUUGAAACCGACGUGAGAGGUUUGCUGAGCUUAUAUGAAGCUAGCCAUCUCCGGACUCACGGAGAGGAUGUUCUUGAGGAAGCCCUAGCUUUCACUCUCACCCACCUUGCCUCCACGAAUGAGAAGCUCGGCCCUGCCCUCAUUAGAGAUGAGAUAAGCCGCUCCCAAAGGCAGUUUAACAUUCGUAAGGGGUUAACAAGACUAGAUUCACGAAAAUAUAUUAAAAUAUAUGAAGAAGAAGCUUCACACAAUAAAGUGCUCCUGAAGUUGGCAAAGUUAGAUUUCAACCUGCUACAGACGCUGCACCAAAGGGAAAUAGGCUGCAUCGUGAGGUGGUGGAAGAGCCUAUAUGUCAAGAAGAAUUUCCCUUUUACAAGAGACAGGAUCGUCGAGUGCUACUUCUGGAGUAUGCUAGCUUAUGAGCUAGAGCACGGAUCUUUUAGGAUAAUAUUUACCAAAGUAAUUGCCAUGAUCACCAUUAUUGAUGAUAUCUUCGAUGUCCAUGGCACAUUCGAAGAGCUGGAAGUCUUUACCCGUGCUGUUGAAAGGUGGGACAUGGAGGUCAUAGACGAGCUGCCUGACUAUAUGCAAGUGUGUUACAGAGCAUUGCUAGAUGUUUAUAGAGAAGCUGAGCACUUGUUGCCUGAGGAAGUAGGAUCUUAUAGCAUAUACUUCGGUAUAGAAUCGAUGAAAGGUAUGGUGAGAGCAUAUUUUGCUGAAGCGAAAUGGUACCAUCAUCAAUAUACCCCAACAAUGGAGGAGUACAUGCAAGUCGCAUUGGUCUCAGGUGGCGGUUUAUUCCUAGCAGCUACAGCCUUCGUAGGGUUAAAGGAUGUUGUAACCAAAGAUGACUUUGAAUGGCUGUUCAAAAUUCCGAAGAUUCUUAGGGGUUGUCAAAUCGUAAUUCGAUUAGUAAACGACAUGGUCACUCAUAAGUUUGAACAGAAGGUAGGCCAAGUGGCUUCAGCCGUGGAAUGCUACAUGAAGCAAUAUGGCGUCACUGAGGAGAAAGCAAAACAUGAACUCUGGAAGCAUGUCAAUGAUGCCUGGAAAGACAUCAAUGAAGAGGCCUUACACCAGACGGUCGUCUCGGCUCCACUACUUAAUAUGAUCGUCGACAUCGCCCGUAUGAUUGGUGUUUGGUAUGAAGAUAUUGAUAUCUACACACAUUCAAGCACCAGGAUGAAGGAUGGCAUUACUUCCCUGUUCAUCGAUCCUUUUCCCUUAGAUAUGUAGCAGUGGAAUUAUGAGAUUCGGGGUCCCCGAAAUAUAUGUUUGAGUGUGUGUUUCUGCCCAUGUGUGGAGUGAAAAUAAAACUUUAUGCAGUGAGUAUGCUUUGUAAUAACACGUGUUGCAC
Messenger RNA from Punica granatum (pomegranate), 1873 nucleotides. The record is from RefSeq and is a predicted model, not a curated record. Lineage: Eukaryota; Viridiplantae; Streptophyta; Magnoliopsida; Myrtales; Lythraceae.